AUGGGGGGGUUUUUGCGUGAGAUUUGGAAAAGGGGGGGGGAGGGGACUGCAAUUUUGAGAUUGAAAUUGACUGGGUUUUUUUGGUUUUUGGUUGGAAAGUUAGAGGAUGAAUGGUGCUUCCUCAUUGCGUUUGGACAGUUGGAUUGGACAAAAGGACGGAAAAAUGGGUGGAUAUAG
Messenger RNA from Bipolaris victoriae FI3, 177 nucleotides. RefSeq lists its product as hypothetical. The record is from RefSeq and is a predicted model, not a curated record. Lineage: Eukaryota; Fungi; Ascomycota; Dothideomycetes; Pleosporales; Pleosporaceae. The transcript has a single exon. The coding region runs from base 1 to 177 and encodes 58 amino acids.